Molecule: messenger RNA, 6404 nt
Organism: Ictalurus furcatus (blue catfish)
Lineage: Eukaryota; Metazoa; Chordata; Actinopteri; Siluriformes; Ictaluridae
Gene: fmn2a
Product: formin 2a
Exons: 19
Coding region: 1274-6037 (1587 amino acids)
Biological process (GO): intracellular transport; actin nucleation
Cellular component (GO): endoplasmic reticulum membrane; actin filament; nucleus
Molecular function (GO): microtubule binding
Source: RefSeq, a predicted model, not a curated record
CAGUUUUGGGUGUUUUUAAUUUGAAUUUUACGAAAGCUUCAAGUGCGGUUAAUUAUUAGUCGUGCUGUACGUGCAAAUAGACGACUGCUUGAAGCCGUGGGCUGCGUCCCAAACCGCGUACUUAUCUACUAUAUAGUAGCUGAGAUACAUGUAUUUCUCCGACUAUAUAGCAGGAAAGUACGUGGUUUGGGACGCAGCCGUGCUCUCCUGUUUGCCGUUAAACGGUUGAGCGCUGCCGUGUGUGUACGUGUCCUGUCGCACAAUGUGGUUUCGGACGUUAAUACUGUGAUUAAGGUGUGUACAUGUCUGCAGUACACGUCGAUAAUGCGACUAAAACAGGAAUACUCCACACGUCUUAAUUCCAUUCGUGUUUACUUCGAGUAUGACUUUAAUCGGAUUAAGGUCCUCAAUAAUCUCUGUUUACAUGUUAGUUUCUUAAUCAGAGUAUCGUCUUAAUCGGGUUCAUAUCGGAUUAUCAUCGUCCGUGUAAACAUACUGACUGACACUGGAGACUCCCACCAUGAAUGUAAAUAAACAUCUCUUUACAGAAAACGUAACAAUGUUGUUUAAAUUCAGUUAUUACUAGACUAUUAUUAUUAUUAGAAUAUGUGGGGCAUCUACCAUACAGAUCCCUGUGAAUUAGCUGUAAACUAUAGACAAGAAUUGCCUCCUCUGUCUCUUGUAAACGAUCUUGCUAAAGCAGCACUUCUGUAAAAAUUUUCAUUAUUGGGUGUGAUAUCUGGUGUAAUGCUGGCGCUUUAGUCUGAAUUGAGCUAAUUGUGGAAGGUUUUUUUUUUUCUUCGUCUUCAUUUUCUCAGAAUAAAAUCAAUAUUUUGACACGGAGCGAAAGGCCUAGUUUUAUUUGUGUUCGUCGUGUGUAUGAAAUAUUCAGAUCGUUUGUGUGUCUGUGUCUGUGUGCAUGUGCUCGAGAGCGAAAAUGAUAAGAGUAUAUAUUUCUCUUGAGCUGAUGUAAUCGAAGAGACCAUGUGAUGUGAAGCCUUCCUUCAUGUGACCGAAGAAGAGGAUCGGCAAAAGGAACUCACAAAUACUUUUCUUUGUUUAGACUCCACUCAGUCCAGAAGGUGCUGUUUCUGGCUUUCUAUCUCCUUUCUCUCUCUGUCUAGCGUCUUCUCUCUUAGGUGUCUGAUGCGUGAGGUGAAGGAAUGGGCUUCCAGUGAACUAUCUAACACGGGCGAUAAAUCCAGGCAUUGCAGUCUCCACUGGCUGUUCAUUUUCCUUCUUCCUCAAGGACGGACUCAGAGAAAAGUUCAGGAUGCAGACCAUCCAGACUAUAGAGACACAGUUUCCCUUGUUGCGAGAGAUCUUCCACCCUUCUCCUUUCAGACAUCAAGACAGAGACAGAAGAAAGAGCAGCCUUUCAAGCCUCAACAGAAAACAAAAACAACUACAGAAAGGGUCUGAUUCUGAGCGCCAGUCAUGUGUGGCUUUACCGGGUCAAGGUGAGCAUCCCUGGUUUGGCCGGUCAUCCAGCAUACCGGGAUACGAAUCACCAAAUCGGGCUUAUGGCCGAGUGAGAGAAAGGAAUCGAGAAGGAGAGAGAGAAAAUACAAAAGGGAUAGAUGAAGUGCCACCCCCCUUCAUGUCUUCCAUCGAAGCGUCACAGGUUACAUCAUCGCAACAGCUGCUCCCAACCACAGAGAGAGAGAGUGAGGGAUUACAGUGUGAGGGACAGAGAAAAUGGGAGGGAGAGAAUGAGCAGCAAAGGCAGAAAGAGCAAGCGCUUCACCCAGAGAACAUUCGCUCUCGGCAUGGCCUGAUCGCUAAAGGGGUCCGCUUGCUGAGGAACAUGGGUAACCAGGAAGCCAAGCAAAGGAAGGCAGGUACAUCCAGGGCAGAGCGCCUCACAGAUAGGCAUGGAUUAGAUUACAAAGAUGCAAAGGACUCCAGAAAGACUUUGUCUCAGGACAAAGUCAGGAAAUCAUCUGCUGAUUUGGCUGAGAAGUCCAAGAUCAAGAGCUCCAAGAGUUCUGUCUUUUCCAACAUCCAGAUCUGGAAGGGAUUGUCCCAGAAGGCAGAAUCCAGAAACAAUGUGGGGAUUAUAGGAAAUAAUUGUGGAAGUGGUGGUGGUGAUGGGACCAUUUCAGAGGAGGAUCUGGAAGGCCUUACACCAGACAGUGAUCUAGAAAAGAGUAGGCAGAUUCCAGGAAGUAGACAGUCAUCUGUGGAUAUGGGUGUGGAAGACGGGAUGAGGAAGAGCAGCAGGUCUGGGUCUGACACUGAUUUCUGCAGCUUCCAUUCAGCCUCUGAGGAUCAAGAUAUGUUGGCAGAUAUCCAGAGGACCAUAAGACUGAAGCAGUGGGACAAUGAUGUAGGGGGAGAAAGAUGGACAGAAGAAGGGAAACCAGAGAACAUCCAAGACCUGGAUAUUAGAGUGAAGAGUAAAGAUGAACCUCAGGAAGAUGAGACUGUUGGAGCAUCUUUGUCUUUAGCUGAAGAAGUGGAUGUACUACAUAUGGCUCCUUCUUCCUUUGCUAAUUUUGGUGAUGGAAAAACUGAAACUAUGACCUCAUGCUCUGAAAAUAGACCAAGAAGCCUAAGUGUUCAGAGCCCAGGUGGCACAAAGAUAUUGCCUAACCCUACAGUGGCACCUGUCACAGGAAGUAGCUUCCACAUUCAGAAUACUACGAUGACUAUUAGAAGAACAGAAAGCAGCCAAAGCAUUCAGGCAAAUUUAAGCAAAGGAACCAGUAGCUUGAGCAUCCAGGACACCUCAACGACCAGCAUAUCCUACGAGAGUGCAGAGGAGCAUCUGGAAGAAAGUUCAUCUCUCUCAUCCCUAAUUGAGGAGGAUCCCCAGGCAAAUCGCAGCUUGACUCAGAGUUUGAAUAUCAGCCCUGACUCUAUCGAGCAGCUUACUGACCUCAGAAUUGACUCAGAAACAAUGGUCAGGCAGGUAACUUUCAUGCCACAGAAGAGUGUCAGCACUGUGGAUCUCAUUAUGGCACCUGGUGAGGAACAUGAUGUCUUCAUGGAGGAUACAAGGCCAAGCAGUCCUUCUCAGAAAAGGAGGAAAAGUACUGGCACUUCACUUACCUCGUGGUUGUCAGAGAGCAUUGUGGAUCCAGGCUCACAACCUUGCAGAUCCUUGAGUCCUGGGGUCAAACCGUACCCUACCAUCCAGCCAUCAUAUGUGAAGACCACUACGAGGCAGUUGUCUUCUCCUCCACACUCACCACAUGCUACUCCUGCCCAAAGCCCCAUGGGUCCACGCAAACUUAGCCAAGACCUUAGCUUGAGUCAGGGGUCUCUCAGAGCUGAGUGGUGGAGGACAUGCAGACAGCGCUCCUGUAGCAUUGCCAGCCCAGCAGGUUUUGAUGGUAGCUGGUAUCAGGCUUUAAACAGGUGUCCUGAGCUUUUACAAACAGAGUUCCACACUUUCAGAAAUCAGCACUCAUCUUCCUGUUUUCAGGCAACUGCCAGAACCACAUUUCAAGAAGUAUUCUUAGGUCGUUCUCUGUUUGAAAGGUGCUCUACUACUGAUACUGAUGGUGAAGAAGCUGAGAAGGUAUGUUCACGGUUUCUGGCUUUGGGAAUUCUUCAGCCCUUCAAUGAUUGCCUCAGAAAGCCAAUCAUGGGAAGUGAUGCAAUCAACAAGCCCAGUUUUAAUAAGGAGCAGUUGUACACAUGGGCUCCGCUCGGUCAGCCUGAAGCACGGGCACCAGGACGAUUACAAAUCUUCUGGCCUUCAGCCUGUACUACAGCCCAGAACAAGUCCACUGUUCCCGAUCAGAAUUCUGUAUCAGUCGAUGAGCUGGAGAAAACGAUCAAGGGGUUAAGAGAGAGGAUACGAGAUCUGGAGCAAGACCGCAGACCUCUGAACGACUCUGAGGAGAUAUUGACAGGAACGGUGUCAGGUGGUGUUGGUCACGUGUUUACAAAAAACAAUGAAGGAAUGUCUUCUCACGAGACGAGGUCGGUCCAGACCUCUCCCGUCGAGGAGGACUUCAAGUUUACAGUGCCUUUAUCUGGAGCUUGUGAUUUAACUGACAGCACCACCUCAUUAGUACAGCUACAUAAUUGUCAAAGACUACAAAAGAAGGGUACGACACAAACCCUUCCACCUCCUCCAUCUCCUGUUCUGACUAGUUCAGCUGUAUCCUCAGCUUCUCCUCUGCUAACCCCAACAUUGGGAUCAAUUGAGUCAGUAGUACAACCUCCUCUACCACCUCGUUGCCCCCUGCCAACAUCUGUACAACCUCUGGCAAAGGCCCCACCUCCUCCCCCACUACCGCCACCACCUUCUUCAAUCGUUGGACCCCCACCACCACCUCCUCUUCCAGGUUUUGAACUUCCACCACCACCAUCUCCUUGUCUUCCAGGCUUUGCACCUCCACCUCCUCCACCCCUUCCAGGCUUUGCACCUCCACCUCCUCCACCCCUUCCAGGCUUUGCACCUCCACCUCCUCCACCCCUUCCAGGCUUUGCACCUCCACCUCCUCCACCUCUUCCAGGCUUUGCACCUCCACCUCCUCCACCUCUUCCAGGCUUUGCACCUCCACCUCCUCCACCCCUUCCAGGCUUUGCACCUCCACCUCCUCCACCUCUUCCAGGCUUUGCACCACCACCUCCUCCACCUCUACCAGGUUUUGGACCUCAACCUCCACCACCUCCACCACCUCCUCCUGGGUGUGGACCUGUUCCUCCACCCUCUCUAAGGUUGAUGUCAAUGGGUUCCUCUCAGGACUCUGUCCCCUUGAAGGCAGUCAUAGAGCCUCCACGACCCAUGAAGCCUUUAUACUGGACCAGAAUACAACUGCAUGCCAAAAAAGAGCCAAACACACACCUGGUAUGGGAGAAGGUGGAGGAACCUCAUGUUGACUUUGAAGAGUUCGUUGAGCUUUUUGCCAAAAGUGCAGUAAAAAAGAAGAAGAAACCAAUCGCUGAUACCAUCUCCAAAUCCAAGACUAAACAGGUGAUGAAGGUUUUGAGUAAUAAGCGUUCCCAGGCUGUAGGAAUCCUGAUGUCCAGUCUGCAUUUGGACAUGAAGGACAUUCAGCAUGCCAUCUUGAACAUGGACAACGGCGUGGUGGAUCUGGAGACCCUUCAGGCGCUGUAUGAAAACCGAGCACAGAGAGAGGAACUGGAUCAGAUCGAGAGACACAUCAAGUCCAGCACGGAGAAGGAGAACGCCAAACCGUUAGACAAGCCUGAACAGUUCCUGCUGCAGCUAUCAGAGGUUCCUCAGUUCUCAGAGCGAGUUUUCUGCAUCCUGGUUCAGUCCACGUUCACCGAGAGCAUCAGCUCUGUACAGCGGAAGAUCAGCCUGCUGCAGAGAGUGUGCACGGCUCUGAGGUGGAGUAAAAGUGUGCUGAAGGUUCUCGGUCUGGUUCUCGCAUUCGGGAACUUCAUGAACGGAGGGAACAGGAGUCGGGGACAAGCAGACGGCUUCACCCACGACGUCCUGCCCAAGCUCAAAGACGUUAAGAGCAGUGAUAACUCCCGGAGUCUCCUCUCCUUCAUCGUUGCUUACUAUCUGCGACACUUUGACGAGGAUGCAGGCCAAGACUUGUGUGUGUACCCUUUGCCGGAGCCACAGGACCUGUUCCAGGUGUCGCAGAUGAAGUUUGAUGACUUCCGGCGCGACCUGUGCAAACUACGCAAAGAUCUAAAUGCUUGUACCACCGAGACAGAGAAAGUGUGUGUUACGUCUUCAGAUGAACAUCUACAGCCCUUUAAAGACAAAAUGGAGGAGUUCCUUUCUCACGCUAGGACAGAGCUGGAGGCUCAGGACAAACAGCUCACUGAAACACAGAAAAGCUUCCUGGAGCUGAGUGCAUUUUUCUUAGUUAAGCCUAAAGGAGAGGAAAAGGAGGUGUCCCCAAACACGUUCUUCUCUGUGUGGUACGAGUUCUCCUCCGACUUUAAAGACCUGUGGAAAAGAGAGAGCAAACUCCUGCUGAAGGAACGGUUAAAAGCGGCUGAAGAGACGAUCAGACAGACACACGAGAAAGCGACCUACAGCGUCAAACCCAAACACGCGUCCGGGAUGAAAGCCAAACUGGAGCAGAAGAUCUGAAGCUUUGCGGUGCUGUUAGACAUUUUCUGUCCUUUUACACUCCUGAUUAAACGCAUGCUGAGUUCGAUCAUUAGCCGUCGAGCUGAAUCAGCAGUUUUCGACCGAACUGAAAUGAGAAACACUGACCUGUGAAGCGAAGGACAAUCAAAGUGUAGCCAUUGUAUAUCAACUGCAGUAGCAAUAAAGUAUAUUUAAUCAACUUUUUCUCAAAGUUAGAAAUCUGCGAAAGCUGUUAAUGUCUUUUAUUUUUUCUUUCUUCUUUUUUUGCAACCAUUUAUUAUUUCUGCUGAAACUGUACACUGGAACUUUGCUAUUUAUGAUGGAAAGACAAUAAAAAUAUCUGGCGUGUUGUUCACACGUCCAUAGA